AUGAAAGCAACUCCGACACUUGAGGCAGGAAUAGACAAUCUAGCUUUGGAGUCUCCAGAAACACCCACGGCUAUGAGGUUUUUUGUCUUUGGCGAACAAGAGACUGGUGCAAAUGAUGGCAUUGGUGGAGAGCAGCGUCGCAAACGACUUGACUUUGGAUCUCCGUUCACUGAACAAUCAGCUGUCAGCCGCUUUGCUUCAGGAGGUUUUGGAUCACCGCUUGUGGAAGCGAUCCAUGAAGAAGAUGAGGAUUCUGCAGUUGCAACGACAGAAAACAGUUUCCAUAUUGGGACUCAAACUGACUUGAAAUCGAGGUUAGAGGCAGAAAUCAGAGACCAUUGCAUUAGUAGAGACUGUGAAGAAGAGAUCUGCCGGGCCCUUUACCACCUCUUUCAGAGCAAAGCUGUACCGAUUAGUCGUUCAUCGACAACAGAUGAGAAUGAGGUUUUGACAAUUCGCCAGGUUCGCAAAGGCUCCAGCAUCAAGAUCCUUCGAAUUAAAGAGAGCCGACACAACACCAAGAAAGACAUCGCGGAGGAAUUGCGACCAUAUUGA
Seminavis robusta is the source of this 555-nucleotide messenger RNA. The record is from the annotation of a GenBank genome assembly. NCBI's taxonomy places the organism in Eukaryota, Bacillariophyta, Bacillariophyceae, Naviculales, Naviculaceae.